ACACCAUUUGCUGUCAUGCCGCCACUGCAGCUUCGGCCAAGAAGCAUACGUUCUACACGUUCUGCUUCUGGGACGCCUUCUCACGGUGGCGGCCUAGCGCCGCGCAACUUCAACGUGAGUGACAUUCCCGCCGAGCUGUGUGACGCGGUCAUCUACUCCCACGUGACCAUCGACAACAACACCGGCCAGGUGAAGCUAACCGAAAAGGAACUGGAACUAGACCCGGAGGCAAAGGCUUAUUCGAAAUCAUUCUUCUACAAUCCGAUUUGGAUGCUACCCCCACAUCGCGCAUUCCGCGAAAUGAGCGAGCUGAAGAAGCGCAACCCGAAGCUGAAGCUCCUCCUCGCCAUAGGAGGCCCGCACGAGACCAUCGACAGGUACUGGCAGUUCAUACCGCAGAUGCACCUCUGGCGGGACAUGGCGAUCAGCAUAGCGCAGUGGGUCAAGACGUACGGCUUCGACGGAAUUGUACUCGACUUCUUCUCGGGCACAAGGACGGCGCACGACUCCGAGUGGUUGUGGAGCACUGCCAAACUGAUAGAUCAUUUCAUCUGGCAAAUAGGCCAGAGGUUCAAGGAAGUACUCGGCGAAGUGGCACAUCAUCCUCACCUGCCCGCUUUCGACAGUUCCACGCACUACCUAUUCGACAUCAAUAGACUCUCGCAGCAGGUGAACUUUUUCUUUGUUAAAAGCAGCGACUGCCUAGAAUUUCCGCGAGGUGCAGGGCUGAACGUAUCAAGGACCAUGGACAUGUCUGAUAUUGACAGAAUCGAACUCAUCGUGAAAAGAGGAGCCGAGCGCACGAGAGUUGUUCCGGAAGUUCCCCUCUCAGGUCGCACCUACUUGGCCACGGGUGCGGGCAUAGGUAGGCACACUGUGUUCGCCGGGCAGCCAGGUAAUUACACCAAGCAGCAAGGCUUCCUGUCAUCAUUUGAGGUUUGCGACCAGCUUCAAAGCGGUUGGCAGCAGGGGCGCUCCAGUCAUGACUCCUGCCCGUAUCUAAAGAAUGACGACGACUACGUUGCCUACGAAGAUGAAGAGAGCGUUCGUAAAAAGGCAAGCAUGAUCAUUGGCCGAAAGUUCAGAGGCGCGGUCGUCACGAGCGUAGACCUGGACGACUACAAUUCCAAAUGCGCGGGAAAGUCUAACCUCGUGAAAGUCCUUCGCUCCAGCUUCGACGCAGCGACACCCGACAUGGACUACCCUUACAAUCCACCGACGGCCCCGUGGUGGGGCGAGGACAUCUUCAAACUGAUGCCCACCACGGCACCGCCUCCGAAGCGGACAACGACCAGACCGCCGGAGGUGUCGACAGAGCCUCAGGAGAAACAGACAGCGGGCACGAAGACUCCUAAAAAGGGCCAGCCAGUGACGUCUUCCGUGACGUUACCUGCCUCGAGAGUACCGCCAACGGUUCCGAAUACACCGGAGGAGGUAGCGCCAACCGCGAUAUCCACCGCGCCUGUCAGCGGUGAACCACUGACAACGACACCUGCGGAAUCGUCUUCGAAGUCAUCGACACUCGCCACUGGCACUACCGAAGCGGUGACAAAGAGUAGCGACGACAUCUGCAAGGGGGUUAAACCAAACGCUAUGCUGCCGCACGAGUCAGACUGUAGCAAGUACUAUCACUGCGUGCACUCCAAGCCGCACCUCCAGAACUGUGCACCGGGAACAAUAUUCGACAUCGAGCGGCAAAUAUGCAACUGGCCGGCGAUCACCAACAGACCCGAAUGCAAGCUUUCGUGAUGUGUUAAAUAUCCCGAACGACUGUCUUGUAAACGACGUUCAACAUAUUUGGAAAACACACUUUUCUUUGUAUUUUUUUAAUAAAUAGUAUUUUU
This is a messenger RNA of Rhipicephalus sanguineus (brown dog tick), 1844 nucleotides long. RefSeq names its product chitinase-3-like protein 1. The record is from RefSeq and is a predicted model, not a curated record. Gene Ontology annotation, cellular component: extracellular region. Lineage: Eukaryota; Metazoa; Arthropoda; Arachnida; Ixodida; Ixodidae. Bases 16 to 1749 code for a protein of 577 amino acids. Gene Ontology annotation, biological process: carbohydrate metabolic process; chitin catabolic process. Gene Ontology annotation, molecular function: chitin binding; chitinase activity. The transcript has 9 exons.